GAGAGAGAGAGGGAGGAGAGGGACGAGAAGUGACUGAGGUUUGAGUGUAAUGGAGCAGAUUACGAAAGGACUUUACUAACAUUUCAGAGUUCAGAUCUGUUUGCUAGAGAUAAAGAGAUCAUUAUUGACUUUUGGGUGCCAUGAUGUCUGUUCCAGCUCUCCUCAUGCUUCUGGUCUGGUUCUUGGGCCAAACAUCUGGAGCCGAUGUGGAUCCAACACUGCCUUUCUCUGAGUAUCUAGACUCAAACACAAAUGUUCUUCUCAGGUGGGGUUUUGAUGUGGUAAGGGACACCAUCACGUUUGAGGUGACGGUGAACACCACAGGCUGGGUCGGCUUUGGGUUCAGUCCCAAUGGAGGAAUGGCUGGAUCGGAUAUCGUCAUCGGAGGAGUCGGCCCUGGUGGGAUAUAUUUUACGGACAGAAACGCGGCCGGGAACUUUAUGCCAGCUCUGGACCAGAAGCAGGACUAUAAAGUCCUCUCUCUGACCGAAGCGAAUGGACAAACCGUGAUGAAGUUCCAGCGAUCCAUCAAGGCCUGUGAUGAAAACGACUUUUCCAUCACUGAAAUGCCAGUGAAGCUGAUCUACGCUUACGGUAACACCGAUGACAUCGGCUAUCACAAAACCCUGCGAGGCACGAAGGAAGUGAACCUUCUGAGCUACAUGCCCCGAACCAGCAUCCCUGACAGCAAAUACUUUGACCUGACCAUGACCAACUUUACGAUACCUGCCCUAACCACUUACUACCACUGCAAGAUUAUGAGCCUUCCAGCAUUUGACACGAAACACCACAUCUACCGUAUAGAACCAGUGAUCCAGAACAAGGACAUUGUGCAUCACUUGUUGCUGUACCGCUGUCCACCAUCAGUGACCAAGCCCUCUGAGGAGCGAUGCUACAGCAGAGAGAAAGAAACAGACUGCUUCACGGUCGUCGCUGUUUGGGGUGUUGGAGGAGGAGCUUUUGAAUUUCCUGAAGUGGCUGGACUUCCUGUGGGUGGAGAUGGAAAUGGGACCCUCUACAGGCUUGAAGUGCACUACAACAACCAGUACAAGACUGCAGGCCUUGUUGAUAACUCAGGCUUGCGUUUUUACUACACGGCUCAGCUGCGGCAGUUCGAUGCUGCUGUACUGCAGACGGGACUCCUGGUGACAAUCGGGUUCGAAUAUGCAAUCCCACCUAAUGCUACAGCCUUCCUCACAUACGGCCUGUGUGACACCAGCUACCUUCCCCAGGUCCUCUCUCAGUCACCAAAGGACUUACAGGUUUUCGCAGUUAUCCUGCACACACACCUGGCAGGAAGGAAGGUGCGAGUCGGCCACUUCAGGGAUGGAGAGCAGAUCGAUUUCUUAGCGCUGAAUGAACACUAUGAUUUUGAAUUCCAGCAGGUGACACACCUGGGAAAAACCAAAACAGUUAAGCUGGGUGACCAGCUCUUGGUGGAAUGCACGUAUAACACAAACAAUCGAACAGAACUCACUUGGGGGGGUCUGGAAACUCAUAAUGAGAUGUGCCUGGCUUUUCUCUACUACUACCCCGCUCUAGACCUCAGCACCUGUAGCAGCCUCCCCCACAAGAAGACGCUCAUGACCGAGAUGGGAGCCGCUAAUGCCACAGACUGGAUGAACAUGAUGAAGACAAAGGUGUGGGAUAACAACUCAGUCCUGGAGUAUCAGCAAACGCUGAAGAGGAUUCAACAGUACAUACUUGUUGGAAGCUUAGAGAACAUCGUGCUCAACACGGGGAAGAUUCCUGAGCUGAAGCUGUCUCCGUCCAGCAGCUGUUUACGAAGCAGAGCUGAGAUCCAGAGCCCUGGUACAGUGAUCCUGCUGCUCGGACUGAUGCUCUCACUGAUCCUCUUGUAGUAUCUUCACCUGCCAAACAACAGUCAGACUUCGGCUGUAGAAAAUAAACUGAUGUAACUGUAAUGAAUGAUUAAAAGUCACUUCAUGUGAUUUUUCAGUCAGAUUGCACUUAGGCUUAAAGUAAAACGAUUCACAGUUGUGCAAUUGAUCAGAGGAUAUUCCCUGGUUUAAAUCAAUGUCGAUUUUUGUUCCGAAUGAUACACGAACCUGCUAGUGAUUUACUCUAGCUUUUAACUCUAACACAGAGUCUAAACUGUGCUGCUGCAACUUUACUGUGUCUAACAUUUCGACUGCCAGUUCAAACAAAAUUUUUUGUUUGAAUUUUUCUGACUUUUUUUUUAGAAAGUAGAUUGUGGUCUAAUUAAAUGAUCUACAUUUUACAUCAUCUGUAUAUUUGUAGAAAUUUGACUGUGAAAAAUUUUGAUUUUGUGUCUGGGAUGUUAGUUUUUUAUUUGUAGUUGCCAAUUGGACAAGCUGCUUCAACAACACAAGAAAGAAAAUAAACCCUGAAAACAAAAGUUUGUGUAUUGAAUCUUAAUGCACUUCACAGGGAUGUGAUACAGUACUGGAAUCUUUUACAGUCUCACCCUGUUAGUUAAAUAACACUGCAACAUCCAGGCCUGUAAAAUAUCAAGAAACUUCCACAGACUUGUGUCUGUUUUCUAAUCAGUAAUAAAUUCAUUAACGACA
Messenger RNA from Pangasianodon hypophthalmus (striped catfish), 2552 nucleotides. RefSeq names its product monooxygenase, DBH-like 1, like (gene moxd1l). Gene Ontology annotation, molecular function: copper ion binding; dopamine beta-monooxygenase activity. The record is from RefSeq and is a predicted model, not a curated record. The coding region runs from base 141 to 1862 and encodes 573 amino acids. Gene Ontology annotation, biological process: norepinephrine biosynthetic process; octopamine biosynthetic process; dopamine catabolic process. Gene Ontology annotation, cellular component: secretory granule membrane. The transcript has 13 exons. NCBI's taxonomy places the organism in Eukaryota, Metazoa, Chordata, Actinopteri, Siluriformes, Pangasiidae.